Eucalyptus grandis is the source of this 805-nucleotide messenger RNA. RefSeq lists its product as uncharacterized. The coding region runs from base 133 to 504 and encodes 123 amino acids. Lineage: Eukaryota; Viridiplantae; Streptophyta; Magnoliopsida; Myrtales; Myrtaceae. The transcript has 3 exons. The record is from RefSeq and is a predicted model, not a curated record. Gene Ontology annotation, cellular component: chloroplast.
UAUCAAGAACCAGAUAUCCUGGAACUGCAAGCACAAGCACGACCACACCCAUAACCAGCGACACGUAUAUCAUGCGAUGAGGGCGAAGAGAUACGUGAGACUUGACUCUCAGAAGCUUUGAUUCCUCGGAAAAUGGCAGUCCAAGUCCAAGCAGCUUCAUGCCCUUCCCUUAGCACCAGGAUCUCACUCCUGUCGAAGCCAUCGUUCGCCAUUGCUCUCCCUCGGUCCCUCGCUCCAUCAGAUGCGAGAAGGGUGCGACAGAAGAGAUUCAAGAUUCGUGCCGAACUAGGGGGAAGUGAUGGUGAAAUCAAGAAAGAAGGAAAGAAGAAGUUCAUAACCAGAGAGGAAGAGCCUCAACAAUACUGGCAGUCAGCAGGAGAGAGGGAAGGCGAGAAUCCUAUGAAGACGCCCAUACCGUACAUCAUCAUUUUCGGCAUGUCGACUCCCUUCGUCAUAUUGGCCGUUGCUUUUGCCAAUGGUUGGAUUAAGGUACCUGUCCGAUGAUCUUACUGGACAUCGUGCCUACUGCUGUGAUUCCACGGCUGGAGUUCUUAAUGCUACUUGACAUCCUUGUCAAAUGUUUGAAGAACAUCUUGCCUUUUUCUAUUAGUAUCCAUUUUGUCCGGAUCUUAUUUCACAUAGUCAAACAGUUUAUUUCUCAGUGAUAUGUUCAAAUGUAAGAGUAUUUGAUGUAGAAAUUGCAGCGGUAGCCAAACAUUGUCGUAGGCUUAAUGACGGUUGAGUGGAAUUGUAUAUCAGAAGAGAGUGAAAUGAAAUACAGAAGACAAUUUCCGCUUCAUCCUUA